Messenger RNA from Chrysemys picta bellii (western painted turtle), 3395 nucleotides. Lineage: Eukaryota; Metazoa; Chordata; Testudines; Emydidae. The record is from RefSeq and is a predicted model, not a curated record.
CCUCCUUUCUUUAGCACAAUUAGGAACCCUAUAAAAGAACUCAGCUCCUCAGUGUUCUCCCAACGGCUUCACUGAACCUCAAGUGUUCCCGUUAGCGAGUUGGACUUGCUUGAAUCUACAGAAAGAUGCCUCAGCUCCUGGACAGCAUCUCCACCCUCAUCAGCGUCUUCUACAAACCUGGGAAGAAAGACGAGGACUGCUCCACCAUCAGCAAGAGAGAGGUGAAAAGGUUCAUCCAGAGGGGGUUUGCUGACAUCACAGUGAACCCCUACGAUGCUCACGCCAUAGAGGCAGUACUGCAACUUCUGGAUCAUGAUGGCGACGGGGUUGAAGAUUUCAAUGAAUUCCUGCUUCUGGUAUUUAGAGUGGCGAAGGUUUGUUACUGGUACCUGCAGCCAAAACAACGGCUCCCGCAAAGAACAGAGACGGGACUGAGUGGGGAGCGGCGCCAGGAGCCGGAAGCAGGAAGGGCUGAGGGGAGUCGCGAUCAGCCUAAACCGCUAGGGACGGAGAAAGGAUAUUACGAAACAUGGGAGCCUGAAACUAGAGAGACUGAACGAAGCCGCCGUCAGCCACGGGAACCUGAGCCACGAGGGGAUGAGAGGGCCAACUAUGAAACAUAUGAGCCUGAAAAAAGAGAGGAAGAGAGACGCCGCCGUCAGCCACAUGGGCCUGAACCACGACGGGAUGAGAGGAGUUGGUACGGAACACAAAGAUCUGAACAUAGAGAGAAUGAGAGAAGCCACCAUCGGUCUUGUGAACCUGAACCACGAGGGGAUGAGAGGAGCCGCUACGAGAGACGUGACCUUGAAACAAGGGAGGUAGACAGGAGCCGACGUCACCCACAUGAACGUGAACGACGAGAGGAUGAGAGGAGUUCCCAUCAGCCAUAUGAGCCCGAGCCACAAAGUCGUGAGAGGAGAUGCCUUGAACCCGAAUCACGACAGGAUGAGAAAAGUGGCUAUUGGCCCAGAGAAUCUGAGAGGAGUCGCUAUGAAACAUGUGAGCCAGAAGCCAGGGAGGAAGAGAGGAGCCAUCGUCAGCCACGUGAGCCUGAACCACGAAGGGAUGAGAGGAGCCGCUCUCGCCCACAUGAACCUCAGCCCCAAGGGGAUGAGAGGAGCCACUAUAGAGCACAUGCGCCUGAAACAAGAGAGGAAGAGAGAAGCCGCUGUCCGCAACAACAGCCUGAACCACGAAGGGAUGAGCGGAGCCGCUAUGAAAUAUAUGACCAUGAUACAAGAGAGGAAGAGAGGAGCCGAUGUCACCCACAUGAGCCUGAACACGAGGAGGAAGAGAGGAGCCGCCAUCAGCCACGUGAGCCUGAACACGAGGAGGAAGAGAGGAGCGCCGACAGCCACGUGAGCCUGAACCUCCGCCGACAGCCACGUAAGCCUGAAUCUAGAGAGGAUGAGGGGAGCCGCCGACAGCCACGUGAGCCUGAACCUAGAGAGGAAGAGAGGAGCCGCCGACAGCCACGUGAGCCUGAACCUAGAGAGGAUGAGGGGAGCCGCCGACAGCCACGUGAGCCUGAACCUAGAGAGGAAGAGAGGAGCCGCCGACAGCCACGUGAGCCUGAACCUAGAGAGGAAGAGAGGAGCCGCCGACAGCCACGUGAGCCUGAACCUAGAGAGGAUGAGAGGAGCCGCCGACAGCCACGUGAGCCUGAACCUAGAGAGGAUGAGGGGAGCCGCCGACAGCCACGUGAGCCUGAACCUAGAGAGGAUGAGGGGAGCCGCCGACAGCCACGUGAGCCUGAACCUAGAGAAGGUGAGAGGUGCAGCAUUCAGUCACAGACACCUGAGCCACCACAUGAGGAGGGGAAUUUGCCUCCGUCUAGUGAGCCUGUAGAGAAUGAGGGGACCCUGCGUGAGCCGCAUGAUCCUGAAUCAACAGAUGAUUCCAGGAGAUGCCCUGCAACACAUGAGCCUCCACCCACUGGCGAUGAGGGAAGCCAGCUUCAGCCCAGGGAGAGCGCAGCACCAGGGGAUGAGGGCAACCCCCAGAAGACAAGUGAAUCUGAACCUAGGGAGGAUGACGGCAGCCAGCCUCAGCUCUGUGAACCAGAACAGAAGGAGGGCGAUGGGGUCCUCAGGCAGACACCAGAGUCUCAGCCGCUAGAAGAGGUGGAGAGCCAGGAACAGCCACGUGGCCCGGAACCACGAACAGAAGGGAGCCGCCAUCAGCCGCCACAAGGGGGAGAAGCGAGCCACCUCCAACCAGACAUUGAACCUCAACAGGGCGACGGGAGCCGCCAUCGGCCAAGGGACCCUCAAGAAGAGCGUGAGAGGAGCAGCCACCAGGCCAGGGAGCCUCUUCCACGGCUGGGAGAGGAACCCGAAGAAGGUGAAUGGAGCCAGAGCCAUCCUGAGCCUGCAAACGCAGAGGAGGAGCCGGGUGAGACAGAUCCGGAUGAUGUCAAGGCCUCGCUGCCUUGCAAUCCACUCUAUGUCUAUCUGCUGGAGCAGACGGUGGAGAAGCAGCUUUACCUAGCACCACCGCACCAGGACCACCCAUAGUGUGGAAAAUGCGGUGGCGCCCACUUUCUCCAGUGGAAGGUGUGGGCUUCUGUCCAUCAGCCUUUCCGGCGAAGCUUCCAACACCUCAUCCCUACACCUUUCUUCUAGUCUUUUCGGGAUUCCUUAUAGACUCAGGUGCAUGUGAGCAUGUUAGCAAGUACUGGCACAAAUGUGUCCAAUACAAGGGGCUAGGGGGUGCUUUGCCCUUGGGUGAAAUCCCCACUUGGUUUCACAUAGGUCUUGGGCUUCACAGGCUGAGAAACAAAAGUGAGUGAGUUUGGUGCCUGAAUGGCUAGAAUAAAGAGUAGUCCAGGCUCUUACUAGCCACCUUUCUACUGUAUCUACUCGAGCAUAACUACCUAACUACUGUCUCUAGGUGUCCACUCUAUGUAUCUCUCUCUCUACAAACACACUUGUCAUCUGUCUAUCUAUCCAUACAUUUGUCCAUUGUGUCUAUAUCAUAUCUACCGCCCUAUGUGGUCUACUUAUUUAUUGGAUCUAUUGGGUCUUUGUGUCUAUCUGUCUGUGUGCUUAUGCUGCACUCAUCGCUGUGGUCCUGUGUCUGAAUAGCCUGUUUGUUAACUGCUGUCGUGCAACACAAAAACCUGUAUGUAUCUUUCCAUCUAACUUGCUGGGUCCUGUAGGAGAUUGGAGACCAUUUCAGUUGGGAAAAUGCAGGUUGAAAUGCAGGUCUCGGAAAACCACCAUUCUGGGAGCAUUUAGUUACAGCCCUGCACAACCACUGGCUGAGCGAAACCUCGGCUUCACUCUCCCGCAAGCCUUGAGGCAGAUGAGUAGCACUGGGGUAUCUAGAGGGGUCUCUUUUUCUCAUGGUUGUAUUGCAUGAAAAGUCACAAUAAAUGGCAACUGAGUUCA